AUGUCUUCCCACAUCCUCCCAUUACCACUCCUAGUGACCAUCCUCCGCGGCCUCCAACUGCUGAUCGGAAUCAUCCUCCUCGGUCUCUCCGCCUGGGGAAUCUCAGGACUAUCCUUCGACGGGGCCUCGCUCUCCUUAUUCACAGCGAUUAUAACGCUGAUCAUCGGCGUGUAUAACAUCGUCUCAUUCUAUAGCGUGAAAGCGGCCUACAACUACGUAAGUCCCCCCAAUUACUUACCCGUUGCCGAAUCUGUCGCUUAACCAACUCUACUGCAUCUAACACUAAAACCAGUGGGCAUCCCUCGCCCUCGAUAUCCUCGCCAUCGUAUUCUGGAUCACGUCAAUGGGGCUAAUGGCCUCAUUCGUGUCUUCGUUCAGCACAUACUCCGGGUAUAGUGGUUGCUACUACGGGUUCUGCUAUAAGCGAGAUCUCCAUCCCCGAACCAUCUACGCAACCGACACCUGGAUUGCAGCCAUGAAAGCCGUCGCAGGACUAGCUGGUCUCGAAGUGUACGUCCCUAUUCAUCCCCCUACACCCACCCACCCACAUCUCCUAUCUCUUGACCAUGGUCGGAAGAUCCAACAAACUAACAAAGCAAAGAAUCCUCUUCACAACAACCCUCAUCUUCACAAGCAUAUUCCUCCACAAACACCGCGCAGCAGGCGGCCACUCCAUGCCAUCAAAAGCAAAUACCACGCCAUCAGGUAACGGCGGUACCGGUGUAACUAGCGCCACAAUUCCACCACAGUACCAAGAGCGAAAGGACAUCGAGAUGGAAGCCGGGUCUUUAUCACAACAAGGCCCUCCUCAAUCUCAACAAUCUCCAGUUUACACCGCUCCAAUACCGACAGCACCCGCUCAACAGGUUACUCAGUAA
This is a messenger RNA of Hymenoscyphus albidus, 878 nucleotides long. NCBI's taxonomy places the organism in Eukaryota, Fungi, Ascomycota, Leotiomycetes, Helotiales, Helotiaceae. The record is from the annotation of a GenBank genome assembly.